AACUUACCAACUUAAGAAAUGUAAACAAUCAAAAUUCCCAAGCCCUUACUAAUUGUUAUAUUUUGCAAACGUAUAAUAAUUUCGCUUAUUUCCACGAUUUUGGUAGUUUUUAUACAAAAUGGUGCGUGCGGGGGAAAAGAACGAGUACCCCAAAGCUUCGGGUUAUCUCGUGAAUGGGGCCCUCCUCACCUACAUCGCCGGUUUAUUCCUCAUGAUCGCUUUCUGCAGCCCUUACUGGGUCAAAUCCUUUGAAGAGACGUUCUCAGAGUUCAAGAACAUGGGACUGUGGGAGUAUUGUUUUGAAAACUUCCGCUACCCUUACUACCAAUUCGACCACCUCUUCAACGGCUGCCACCACGUUUUCAGUCAGGAAUUUCACGUAAUCCGUGAAUGGAUACUCCCACCUUGGCUCAUGGCAGUCCAGGCUUUUGUAACUAUGUCUUUCCUGCUUAGCUUUGGAUCUCAGGUCGUUAUGGCGCUUCAACUCUGCCGUUGGCCCCUCGAUUUCAUUCUUCGCUAUGAAUGGAUUUUGUCAGCAAUAGAUUUUGUUUGUGUCACAACUACAACUGUUUUCAUGUUUUUUGCCGUUGCCGUCUUUGGAGGAUCGCACGUACGUCGCGAUUGGUUGAUGUACCCCAACUAUAAUUACCUUUGUUGGUCUUAUGGUUUAGCGGUAAUUUCAUUCUUUUUCCACGGUUUUGCUGCAGUCUGUUUGUAUUAUGAAGCACGUCAGAGCUACAAGUUCAGAAGGGAAUCGAAAAGUCUCGUCAUGCAAAUGCAACCAAAUCCUCAGCAUAAUCUGAGAUGGUAAAAAACACGCAUUUUUGCACCGUGUGCCUUUUGAAAGAUAUUUUUGUACUGUGAAUAGCAGAUAUAAAUAGAGCACUAACGUACAUACUUCUAAUUAAAAUCUUGUAAAUAUACGAAAAGUAUUUUUUACAAGGGAAAUUAAACAUUCCGUCCACUUCUGCUUGCAUGCGCCUUAAUAAUCUUCUAAGUACUAAGAAUGAAUCUUAAGUUUUUAUACUCUUGUAUUAUUUAGAAUUGUUGUUAUUUUUUAAGUUGUAGGUUUAUAUAAUGUAUUUAAGUAAUUUUAUAUCCGUUUGUUAGGUACGCUACUUUUUCAUACUUUCGAUUAAACGUGUCAUGCACAAUAAAUAUAUAAUACACUAUGUGUAUUGUUAA
Molecule: messenger RNA, 1185 nt
Organism: Tribolium madens (black flour beetle)
Lineage: Eukaryota; Metazoa; Arthropoda; Insecta; Coleoptera; Tenebrionidae
Gene: pck
Exons: 4
Coding region: 119-811 (230 amino acids)
Biological process (GO): regulation of tube size, open tracheal system; septate junction assembly
Cellular component (GO): membrane; septate junction
Source: RefSeq, a predicted model, not a curated record